Anneissia japonica is the source of this 5990-nucleotide messenger RNA. RefSeq names its product zinc finger protein 728-like. The transcript has 3 exons. Lineage: Eukaryota; Metazoa; Echinodermata; Crinoidea; Comatulida; Comatulidae. Gene Ontology annotation, cellular component: nucleus. Gene Ontology annotation, molecular function: RNA polymerase II transcription regulatory region sequence-specific DNA binding; DNA-binding transcription factor activity, RNA polymerase II-specific. Gene Ontology annotation, biological process: regulation of transcription by RNA polymerase II. Bases 904 to 4539 code for a protein of 1211 amino acids. The record is from RefSeq and is a predicted model, not a curated record.
CAGUUGAUACGUCCAGAAAUGGGGUGGAUUUAAGAGAUAUUUCUGCAACAUAAAUCCACCUGAAAUUACAUUUCGCACACGAACAAUGUUGUACACUCCGAUUCUCCGUUGUGUUGACCCGCCGUUGUGUGCGUGGUGACGAGAAGUCAAUCAGCUACAGCUAGCUGAGAGAUAUGAAUGAUAUCAAAUCAAAGAGUGUGUAUAGCUGGCUUGUGUCGUAAUGGCUCAAUUCAAUUACAGCAUGCAGGAAUUAGUAUACCACUACACAUUAUUAUAUUAUUAUUAAUAUCUGGUAUAUAUAGCCAUCCAAUAGCUAAGCAUACAGAUAUCGUCUACUAUUUUUAAAUUGACAACUGUCCGUCUGUCAGAAAGAAGUCCCAUGUUCCCUUUUUAUUCAGAUAAAAAUUUGUGAAGUUGCAUUAUAAUAAAUAUUGGUGUUUUAUUGUAAAUAAAUGGAAGUAAAUAUAGGAAAAGUGCCACUUUUUUAUGUUAAAAAUAUCAUGUUUCAAUAUGCCAUGGGAUCUUCUAAAAGACCGUUGUUGGGAUGGGAGGUCACUUCUGAGCAUGACGUCCAUUUCAGUUCUGUUUUCCAGGCCUCUCGCAUAAACAAUUCCCUAUUUGCAUAGGAGGAGGCCUCCGCACAAUGUACAGGCACUCGACUGAUGACGUAUCGAAUCCUCACACAUUGACUACAGCUGUUGUCAGACGCCUUUUUAUGCGCAGCGUAUGGGUACAGUACCAAGAAAGUAAUCUCUUUAUGCUGGUCGCAAUGCCAUAUGCUUAGCUGAAACAACGUUCCGAAUAACAUCACAAACAGGUGAAGUGGUUUAUGAUUAAAUGUCUGUCAAUCUGCCAAUCAAAUAAUUGAAACAUUGAAAACCUAUAUUGCAGAGCCAAAAAAUUAUGAUGGAAGAGGAAGCGGAGUUACAUUGUACCAAGUGUGACUUUGUGUCUCGAUCACAUUCGUCAAUGACACGCCAUAUGAAGGGUAAACACAAUGAGCAGUAUGAACCACCAUACCAGUACACAUGCGACCUCUGUCCCUAUGCUACAGGCAGUAAAAUGAACUUUGUUCUUCAUGUCCGAUCUCAUGCAAAUCCACAACAGUUUGUCUGCUCCAUCUGUCAUAGAAGUUAUAAAAAUAAAAGCUCUUUAAAUAAGCACAAACAAAGCCACCGAAACAAUCCAUUUUUCUGCACAAAGUGUAAUAAUAAAUUUGUCUACAAGAGCAAUAUGAAGACCCACAUGAAAACCUGCAAAGGAAGACAGAAACCAACUGUCAGACGCUUCCGAUGUAAGGAGUGUUCGAAGGAAUUCUUGUCUGGAGUUAGUUUACAGAUGCAUAUGAGAGAACAUGAAGACAUCAUGGAAUUAAAAUGUACUUACUGCAACUUUGUCAGUGACUCUCAAGAGGUUCUUUCCAGUCACAUGGAAGAUGUCCACCAGAUUGCCAAAGAUGUCAUUGAAGAAGGCAAUGACUAUAAUGUAAUUCUACAAAGAAUUAAGAAAGAACCUGGACUGGAAGAAGAGGAGGUUGGUGUUGGUAAUGGAGUAUCUGGUGACCAUGAUGAAUCUAAUCAGGUUGCUCAGAGCUCACAAUUUGAAUCUGAAUCGGGGCACAUAUGCAGUGAAUGUGGAUUUGUAGCUACUAGUAAUGGAGGUCUUCGAUACCAUCGGAUGAAAACACAUCCAACUGUUGCAGACAAAGCAAAAAUGCCUACAUGUAAACUCUGUGAUGAGAAGUUCCUUUACCCAUCUCAAUAUAACAGACAUCUUAUUAAACAUUAUAAGAAAGGAGACUGUUACCAGCUGGACAAUGAUGCGCCAAUCGGUUGUCCAUAUUGUUCCUUCAAUACUUCUAAUUGGAACUAUGUUUAUAAACAUAUAAAAAGAAUGCAUCCAUUCUACCCAAAAGUUACCCGUCAACGUCCCAACUCAUCAUCCAAUGAUACCAUCCAAGAUUUCUAUGGAACGACCACUGAUAACAUUCAACAAGAUGAAGAAGUUGGGUCCUCUACGAUCAGCCCACCAUCUAAGAAACGUAAAAGUCGUUUGUAUGCCUGUGACCUUUGUGAUUUCAGCAGCUGGAGUCAUGGUAGUUUGAGCUAUCAUAAGAAGAAGGUUCACUCGACUCACAGGUUUAAGUGUAGCAUGUGCUCUUACAAAGCUGUGAGUAGGUGUGAUGUCAUCAAACAUCAGAAACGGCACAACAAAGGGAAACCAUACAUCUGCAAGUCCUGUGGUGAUGGGUUUGAGAGUAAGAAGAAACUCAAUGCCCACAUGGCUAAUUGUCAUGAUGGACCAUUGGCAGAACCAGAGGAAGAGAUGAAAGUUGUAGAAGAAGUUGGAGAAGAAGAGGAGGGAGAAGAUGAAGUAGCAGAUACAAUUGUAGACGAGGAUGGCAAAGAAAUUACCCUGGUUACAGAAGAUAAAUCAGAUGACUCAAGGCCAUUCAAAUGUGAUGAAUGUGGCAGAUCAUUUAAACACCGAAAUAACCUACAACUGCACAAGCUGUCACACACAGUGGUCAGAAUACAUCAGUGCCAGCUAUGUAGUUUUGCUGCAACAUCGGCUGCAAGUCUUGGAACCCACAUGUCAGAGGAACAUGACAUAGAACAAAAAGAAGAUGAAGAUGAUGAUGUUGAUGAGAAUAUGUCUCAGCUGGAAGGUAGUGAAGAAUAUGAUGAAAGUGAAGAUGUUACAAAUGGAGUUCAGUCUAGUGAACAGCCAAUGUUUGUACGGAAAGGGGGUUUGUACAAGUGCAAAUUAUGUGCCUAUAGGAGCAAGUAUCCCUCAAAGAUGAGUCGCCAUGUGAAGAUCCACACCCCAAUCACAAAAAGCACAAGUUUUUCCUGUAAUCACUGUAAUUACAUGACAAGGUAUAAAUUUGCAUUAAAGAAACAUGUUAUGAAAAAACACAAACAGAAUUUAGAUGGGACACCAGCCUUUGAAGAAAGUCGGGGUGAGCUGUCACAACCAAUGAAAGUGAGUGAAAGUAAUGAAGAGAUGCUGACGGAGGUGAACUUUGACUCUCCAACUGGUGUAUUGCCAACUGAUGAUAGCUCUGGCUCAUCUAGAUUCAUUAUUAAAUGUACUUGCCGUGCAUGUCAUGGGAAAGCAGUUCCAAAGGACAGUGUCACAAGGGAACAAGAUGUAUUCACCAAUGCUAAUGAGAUGCUCAUUCAGAAAGUUCAGAAAGAAAAUAACGUGUUAUGGGAAUGUUCCAUCUGUGAUAAGAGUUUCACAGAGAAGAUUCGAUGCCUUCGUCAUAGCCUAAUACACACAGGAGAAAAACCAUACACAUGCAGCCACUGCUCAAGACAGUUCAAUUUGCGCAGCAAUGCCAAACGCCACAUCAUCAUUCACAUAAGAAAUAAUGGUGGUGAAAAACUCUCAAAGUGUACAAUAUGUAAUAAAAUUUUUGCUUUUGAAGGUCAAUUGAAGUACCAUCUGCGAACACAGCAUGUAAAUGGAGAUGUUGCGUUUGAAGAGGCGUAUGAUACUGAUGUUGACGCCAGCUUGAAAGCUGUUAAGGAUUCAAAAUUAGCUGGAAGCCUGAGUUGGCAUGGAGAGAUGAUGGAAAUCUCUAGAAGAUUUCGAUGUAGGUAUUGCAACUCCACAAUUGUUGGGAGAGCAAAUUUUGUUAAGCACAUUUGUUCACACACCGGACAAACACCAAUGUCAUGUAACAUAUGUGGAAAACUCUUUUAUGAUAGAACAUUAUUAUACAAACAUAAGUUGAUUCAUAAACGUAAAGCAAGUACCUGUAAAGGCUGUGGAAAGGUUUUUACUGUCCCUGCCCGCCUGGCAGAACAUAAAGUCACUUGCAUUGCAUUGAAAAGACUUAAUAAUGAAGUUUUAGGACCGCAUCAUGGAAAAGAGAGGUCUGUUCUUGGAGUGGACACUUCAGGUGAUGUUGAUGAAACUGGCAUGCCAAUGCCCAUUAUUAGUAGUGUAUACUCGCUUCAGUCUCCACAAGCUGUCAACACUGAUAGUAAUGCUAGAAUGAUGGAUGUACGUCAUGAAUUUGAGGCUCCUAAUGAUGUAUCAAAUUCUCAAAGUUACCAGUCUAAAGAAGAGAGCCCGUUGUUGUCCAAUAUGCUUGUACAUGGCAGGCUUGUUACCCCACAAAAAAGCCUCAGAUCAUUUGAACACAAUAGCUUAAGCCCUCGCAUCAGUCCAUGUGGAUCUCUGAUGUCAGAACAAGAUCGAACAGGAAGUCAUUUUGAAAGACCUGGAAGCAUGAGAGCAUCCACACCAUUAAAUAGACAUGGAGAAGGCAAAGACACCAGCAACCACAGUCCAACAAAUGCAGAUCGUGAAAAUUCAGUAGAUUCCAAGUGUACUGAUUGUUUAAGAAACUCGUGCCAUCAACUGAAGUGCAUUCACUGUGGUCUGAUUUUCUUGGAUGUUGUCAUGCAUACACUUCAUAUGGGAUGGCAUGGCAACAGGAAUCCUUUUGAAUGCCAUGGAUGCGGCAAGGAUUGUGGUGACAAAUAUAGCUUUAUUUCGCACAUCUUCAGAGAAAGCCAUAAGUGAUCCUCAAUUGUGUAGAGAUCCUGUAGUGACAGCACCUCAAGUCCCUCACUGUUGGGAAUGCUUCUACAUGUUAUAUCCUAAAUUAUAGAAUCUUUGUUUUUAUCAUCUUUUCACUUGCUUCACAUUUUCUCUCGCAAUAUUUCCCCAGUCAAAAUACUUGUAGAUGUGACUUCCAGGUGUAAUCUAAACGGUAAUACAGUAUAAAUUUUGAAACUUUGGUAUUGAAUGUUCAUUUAACUAUGAAAACUAACCACAUUUUAUAAAAGUUUGAGAAAAUUAUUUUUCCUUUUUAAACCUUUUCAGAACAUGCAUGUAUCUAUCUUUAAAAAGUUCCAAAACAUCCUCUUGUUUUAAUUUCGUAUAUUUCCCUGAAAGGCUCUGGAGAAAAAAAAAAAUUUUUAUGUGUUGUACAAAUUUAUGUUGUGUGAAUGAGUGUAGAAAGAAACAUCAUUUGUACAACAUAUUAAUUUUCCUCUUGAGUUUAAAAGGUUCCUGCGGUAGUAAUUUCCAAUGUACUUUGUGAAAAUGUUAGUGGCUGCUAAUUAGUAAAUUGUUACAUACAGUAGUGCCAUAUAUCAGAGGUGUAUCCAAGAUUUUUUCUGGGUGGGUCGUGAUCAUAAUAUUUUGGACCUUUUCACAAUGCAGUAACAGCAAGAUUGAUUAAAAUGUCAAUACAAUUUGCGCGAAGCGGAUAGCAGGCUCAGUUUCAAAAUUGCUGGAAUUGAGAUAGAUUUUAUCGUGAACAGAUGAACCUCAUCAAUGCUUUUUCAUUUGUCAAUGUGAAAAGGCCCUAGAAAAAACUGUCUUUGGAAAAAAUGUGGACCUUUGAAAAUUUGGGGAGGGUCGUACAACCUUCCCUUGAAUACACCCAUGUAUAUAUUUACAAUUUUGCAUAUGGUCAUUUUAUGCAACCUCUUUUAGUGUUGCAUUAUACUUAUUAUAUUGUGGUUAUUAUAUAUUGAAGUCAGUAACCUAAUAUUCUAUUUAAUUUGAUGAUUUGAUUAUAUUUUUAAAAUUCACAAUUAAAUUUACUUAUGUUGAUUAUGUUUAAUUAAUUAUAUUUGCACAUAUUUUGAAUUCAGAAAGUAUUGCAGAAUAAGUUGUCAAUAUUUUGUUUGUGGUGAUUUUCUCAUGUACUGUACUAUAUUUAUUUAGGUGUCUAAAAAAAUAGUUACAGGUUUUUGAAUUUUAUAUUUGAAAUAGUAGAAGUAUUGUACAGUUAAUCAUGAAUUGGGCUUAAUUAAGCAGUGUCCUAAAUACACAUAAAAAAAAAUCAAAUACUUUUAGACACCUCCACCCCACAACUGGCUAUAUUCUUGGGACUUGGAUUAAGUAUUUGUACAGUACAUGAAAGUCACUCAUAGCCUGUGCAGUCGUGAAUUUGUAUGUAAAUGUUAUAUUGUACAGGGUUUUGUUCCGAGUAAUUAAAUUAUAGUAGUGUCUGAAGUUUA